ACAGCGCUUCAAAAUGGCGGACAUGUAUGGAAAACUUCAUGUCGUUUGGGUCCUUUUCGAAUUUUCCUAACUUCGCCACGGGUUUGAAAACUACAAAAGCCACCAAUGCAGAGACAAGAUAUACAGGAAGUACACCUGAUCCACGCCGGGGAGGACCCGGACACCCUGCUGAAGCCUCUGGCCAGGGGGAUCGAGAAGUACUUCAAACAACCGGACCUAGUCACGUAUGAUACGUUCAACACCCAAAAUGCAGGGUCAGAAUCUGUCAGUGAGAAAGUUGCAGAGGCCAUCAGAGAUGCCAAGGAGAAGAAGAUACCUUCUGCUGUCAUCAUCAGCAAGAAGUUCCUCGACACCAUCUUCCUGAAUAAGAACAAGGACCAGUUGAUAGAGCUGAUUGUAGAUGACAACAGCUACAGUGUUUUUGUGCCCAUCUGGCUGGGUGUGGAUGAACAGGAGGUUGACCGUUACAGCAGUCGUCUGGCCGCCAAGCCUCCUGUCAGAGGAGAAAACUACGCCACAGACAGCGAGAACUUCCAGAUCCUCGCUGAGACUUUGGUUAUCAAGGCAUGGCUUGGUGAGUACAUCCCAUCUGAAGGUGAUGACUCCACACCAGAGAAUCAUCCAGAGCACCUGAGAAGUAGGGAGCCAGUGGAGUCUGUGGAUCCCUCUAGUGUUCAGGAGCAGCCAACCACAGAUGUGUCAGACACCCACACUUCUGACCACCCCACCGAAACAGCCACCAGCACGGAGAGCAGACCGGCCAAUCAACAGCAGGAAGAGGACGGGUCAGCGUCCUGUGCUGCGGCCAUGGCGGGGAGCGGGCUUCACAUGGACUACGGGAAAGCACUGGACAAACUGGACAUUUGUGAGCAACAAGAAAACAAAAGCGAAGGGCCAGAAGUGGACCCAACUCAGCCACAUCCAUCAGAUGCACCAAACGAGGCGGUCGCUAGUGGUGAGGCCAGACCUGCAAACCAGCAGCAGGAGGAGGGGGGGUCAGGCUGCUGUGACAAGGCCAUCGGAGCAGGGGGGUGUCACCUGGAUCCAGAGAAGGGGUUGUCAGGCCUUAACCACGAUGCUGAAGAUUCCUGCCAUGGGUGCCAAGGAGUGCCUUCACUGGGCUCGAGGAACACAGCUACAGCCUCAGCACCUGCAGGUGGUCCAGCUGCAGCUACAGGACAACCUGCUGCACCUGCCAUUCCCGCUGGGCCUGCAGCUGCAGGACAACAAGUCCAGCCACCUGGUGCACCUGCAAGACCAACCAAACAAAAGCCAGCAAACAUUCCAAUACCUGGUGCUGGAGGAGCAGCUACCAAUGUUGGAAUUCCAUCCCCGGAUGACUCAACUGACAAAGAGCUCAAAUCGCCUAUUCCUGAGAAUGGCCAUGGUAACAGGAAACACAAAUGUCCUUCAAGUGAAGUAAUCAUUCCUCCAGGAGCCUUUUACAAUGGUACCAAUGACCUGUCGUCAUCAGACCCCAGCCCCCCACAAGACCCUCAGGCUCAGUACAUGGUCGACCUCUGUGAAGAUCUUCAUGAUGACCUGAAAAUGAAGCUGGACCCUCAGAUGCCACUCAUCAAGAACUGGCGCAACUUCGGCAGCAGGAACGGCAUCAAGAACCAGGAACUGAACUACAUCGAGUUCUGCGCCAGACAAGGGCAAAGCCCCACAGUGGCAGUGUUCCACAAGUUGCCACACUUGACCGUGAAAAAGUUUAAGGAGGACUGUAAGUUUUACAAACGGAUGGAUGUCCUAGAGGUCAUGAAGAGGCAUGGCUACUGACUUACAUUUGGGCCGUCACUACACGUUAAUUUAACCCUUGUCCUGCGGAGCACAACAAUUGUUGUUCUCCACAUACAGUACCAGCUAAAUAACACCCUGUAUAGGUACGAUUUGGGGUGUUUCUCAUACAACGCAUCACACCGCAGCAAAACGCAACAAAUGCGGAAGUAACUAUGCCAUUGCAGGGCAAAAAAAAUUGGGGGUCUAUGAUCUAAGCAUGAAAUUAUUGAAAAAUAUUGUGCUAGGAAUGCCAGCUGGACAAGGGUUAAAGUCUGUGAAUAAUUUCUUCAGGUUGGCAAGAAACUGUAUAAGAAGACUCUUUAUUCAACUACCAUUGGUGACCUUCUUCAGGACAACAAUGACUGGUUAAUAUGAUUCGUACUGCAGCUAGGUCACAGAAACUUUGGAUGUGAAAACCCUUGGUUCAUUGAAUAAAGAACCUUCUUACACUUUAAACUGUAAAUUGCCCCCCUGUUAUAUUUCAGAACUAUGGUAUCAGAGAACAACCUAAAAGGAUUUUAGAGAGGAAAGAGGAAGGGAAAAAAUCAGAGAAGAUUGUAAUGCUACUAUUUGCUAGAGAAGAUAAUUGACCAUCUUUAAUUAUAGAUUUUGGGUUUACUAUGAUCAGCCAGGAACAUUCUAAUAUUAAAAAGCAGUAACUGUUAAUUGUCCUGUUUGGAAAUGGGAUGCUGAAUUCGAUUUAUGAGGGCUGCUCAUAAAUGCUGCUUCACAUGAAGGCUGUUAGAGAAAGGUGUGUUUUUAUUAUCAUGUUCAAGGACCUGGUAUUCUGUUUUAUGUUUGUUCAAAUCGUUGUAUCACAUUUAUCCUCACAUCAUACAUUGUAUCUGUGUUAUUUAGAGUUAAAACUUUAGAUCCAACACAAAUCAUAUCAUUCUGUGUUGUCAUGAUUGUAAAUUUCAUGGUAAAGUGGUACAGAGAGAAAAAUAUGAGAGAAAUAAUGAUGAUACAUCAUACAUUGCCUUUGCCUUUGCCUGUAUGCCUACUCAUCUGUCGCAUCUAC
Messenger RNA from Branchiostoma belcheri (Belcher's lancelet), 2803 nucleotides. Its product is annotated as myosin tail region-interacting protein MTI1-like. The record is from RefSeq and is a predicted model, not a curated record. Bases 106 to 1782 code for a protein of 558 amino acids. NCBI's taxonomy places the organism in Eukaryota, Metazoa, Chordata, Leptocardii, Amphioxiformes, Branchiostomatidae. The transcript has 12 exons.